Molecule: messenger RNA, 1935 nt
Organism: Exophiala oligosperma
Lineage: Eukaryota; Fungi; Ascomycota; Eurotiomycetes; Chaetothyriales; Herpotrichiellaceae
Exons: 2
Coding region: 1-1935 (644 amino acids)
Biological process (GO): DNA-templated transcription
Molecular function (GO): zinc ion binding; DNA binding
Source: RefSeq, a predicted model, not a curated record
AUGGACAACGUACUUUCGUCCCUCAACCACCAUGAACAACAACCAUCAUUCCCACCAGAGCUCUAUUCACCAUCGGAAAUCCAACGGGUGACUGACACUCAACCUGAUCAUGAGAUGUUCAGUGGCGACGUCGGCGGAGACGGCCUGGCCAGCACAACCUUCGAGGCAACGAACCUGAACGACGAUGAAGGAGAGCCUCUUUCCUCAAUAUGGAACACUCUUGGUCUCCCACCCGUUGUAUCUCAUGAGCAGCAACACAGAUCGUCUUCCACGAGUGCGCCGCCGCCUGACGUGCCGCCGCCGCGGCCCCUGUUCCACGCAGAGUCCGAUCGGGCACAAUUGGGCUUCUACGGCCCGACCUCCCAAUGUUAUCUUCAGUAUCCAUGCCAUGGUCCGGAUCUGGACGAUCUGGAGAUCGACCCGUCACCACCACCGCCCCUGUUGUUGAAGAUUGAUGCCGACUCUCCGAGCGCCAGGAAGGCCGUGCUCGAAUCAUACUGGAAAUCCAACGAACUUUGGAGUAGUAUCGUCGACAGAUGUUUUUUCAUCGCCCACAAAGCCGCCGGCCACGCGUCGCAAUAUUACUCCCAGGGGUUGGAGGAUGCCAUGCUGGCUUGCGGUUCUCGCAACAGCACUUCGAGUGCCAUCAGAAAAGUCGGGAGGGAAUAUCUCCGACGGGCAAAGAUGAACCUCCAAAUCGAGAUUGAGAAUCCGACAGUUGCAGCCUUGCAAGGGUGUCUACUGGUGAGUAACUAUGAGGCUGGAACGGGACAAAACAGGAUCGGUUGGAUGUUCAUGGGAAUGGCGGUUCGAUUGCUCCUGGACUUGGGACUUCACGAAGACCGUUCGACUCUGGUGGAGAAUGGAGCCAUCUCGGUAGAGGAGUGGAGGUAUCAGAAACGCCUCUUCCUGGGGACAUUCCUCUAUGACACCAUUUGGGGGUGGUUCAUAGGCCGCCCUAGAGGUGUCCCACUCCUCAGCGUCACCGUGGUAACUUCCACCAACACCGUCGACGAUGGCGAUCAGUCACACCUGUAUGAAUGGACCAGCCUUUGUUCCCAGAUGGCUCGGGCCCAAGACAUCAUCAAUGGGCCUCAGCCCCUUGACCCGAACACCAUGGACCAAUUGUACAGAAUAUACCUGGGAUUGGAAUCCGAAUACGACAACUUGCCUACAGAUCUGGCCUUGAGGGAGGGAGAAACCGUCACUCUGGAACCUUCAGCCUACACCCUCCACACACAGUAUCUGGCGACUCAAAUCAUGUUGCUCCGUCCUCCAGGUCGACGAAACAACGGUCAAACGACGACGACACAGGCUGGAGACAAUGAUGAUGCCACCGCCUUCCUACUACCGGGACUGACGUUGCCAGAGGUCUUGGGUCUUAUCCGUCAAAAGGCAGUACGGAUCGCCCGACUCGUUCAACUCCUCACUCAGAUCCACGGGGUCGAAUUGGUGGUACCCACAAUCCUGGACAAUGUAUUUGUCGCGGCCUUGAGCCUGAUCCGAAACGCCCUCCGCGAUCCACUGGCUCUGGAAGAAGACGAGCAAUGGCUACGCUUGUUCGCGAGGACCUUGGGCAGCGUCCAACGACAUUACCACAUGGCGUGCCGUAUCCGAAAAGCUCUGACGAGCAUCGUGGAAAACACGACCAUGGAGGAGAUCUUCAAGGUGAAAAGUCCGGGAUCGGAUUCAACAUCAAGCCCACAGAGAUUAUUGGUGGGACAACAACGACAACAACAACACUUGCUACAAGGACAACAAUGUCGGGAGUCACCUCCUUCGUCGAUCGGCAACUAUCUUUGGCCUAUUGCGAGCAGUGGAGAUGAUGGUUUGUUGAUGGACGACUUUCACAAAGAUCCUCAAUUGCCAUCGGUGGUGGGCAUGAAUCCUGGCGGUGAUUGUCUACCAAAUCUGGCCUGGUUUAGCAAAGCCUAA